Molecule: messenger RNA, 594 nt
Organism: Diaporthe citri
Lineage: Eukaryota; Fungi; Ascomycota; Sordariomycetes; Diaporthales; Diaporthaceae
Exons: 2
Coding region: 1-594 (197 amino acids)
Source: RefSeq, a predicted model, not a curated record
AUGCGUGUCAUUUCUAUCGCGUCAGCGUUGCUAGGCGCGGCAUCUGUCGUCUACGCCGAGGCCAGAACGGCAAACAUCUACAUCCAGCCCCUAGGCUCGAGCUCGUCUCCGGUCCUACUCGCCGGACUCACCUACGACAGCAGCGCACCGGACACAGCCAGCAGCGCGUCAGUGACAUCCUACGAAGCCCCUGAACUGCCAGAGUCCACAGACCUCGUCCGGGUCGGCAUCUACGACGCGAACCAGAAACAGUGGGCGGGCUCGACCAGCGUGGCCAGUGCUGAGAACUUCGCGAAGGGUUAUUCGCCUCACUUUGUGCUGUCGGUCGACGGCACGUCAGGCGAAGAGGUUGUCCUGGGGGCGAGCGUGAGGGGCGUGAGGAUAGAUGCCGGGCAGACGCGGGAUUUUGGACCGCAGGCGAGCUUGCUUUUGACGAGCAGGGGGAAGCAGCCGGACCUGAACAAGCCGAUCGUGCUGAGUCCGGAGGGAAAGAAGGUCGAGAAGGAGGAGAAGACCUUCCUGCAGAAAUACUGGUGGAUGAUCGGCAUCGCCAUGUUGCUAGCCAUGGGCGGCGGCGGCGGCGAAGGCAAAUAG